UUGUCAAGCUUUGUUCUUUGUAACUGCUGUUUGGGCUUUCCUUUUCCACAUUCAACAUGCUGGUGCAAAAGCUAAAUUGGAUCACUUUGUUGCUGUUUCUGUGUCAUAAUGGAGCUGAAGCAAAUAAAAAAGCAAUGGCUUGUGAAGGAGAAUCUGUGCAUCUCAAAUGUGAUGUGGGAUUCAUAAAGGUUGUUAAAGCCAACUAUGGGCGAACUGAUUGCGCAACAUGCGCUAGUGGGAAACCAGCUAGUCAGCUCUCAAAUCAUCAAUGCAGCUCAGAAGCGUCCCUCUCAAUAAUGUCCGCUCGGUGUGAUGGAAGAGAGUGCUGUACUGUUCCUGCAGGGAACUCUGUUUUCUCUGAUCCUUGUUUUGGGACUUAUAAAUAUCUGGAUGUAUCUUAUGACUGUAUCCCUGCAAAAAGAAGUGUAACGUGUGAAAAUAGUGAAAGCGUCAUUAACUGUGGUAAAGGGGUUAUUCAUGUUCAUCAUGCCAAUUAUGGACGGCGGGAUCUUGUCACCUGCCCUCAUGAAUUCGCAACCAGAUCCGACUGUUACUCUCCUCAGACCAGCAGCCUGCGUUCCAGGUGUGACGGGAAGAAGUCUUGUCAACUAAGUGCUUCAAAUUCUGUCUUCUCUGAUCCAUGUGUUGGUGUUUUUAAGUAUCUGGAAGUGACAUACAGUUGUGAAACAUGUGCUCAUUGUGUUGAUUACUUUCAGUUGCUGUUUGGGCUUUCCUUCUUUUCCACAAUCAACAUGUUGGUGGAAGAGAUAACCUGCAUCACGUUGUUGCUGUUUCUGUGUCAUAAUGGAGCUGAAGCAAAUAAAAAAGCAAUGGCUUGUGAAGGAGAAUCUGUGCAUCUCAAAUGUGAUGUGGGAUUCAUUAAGGUUGUUAAAGCCAACUAUGGGCGAACUGAUUGCGCAACAUGCGCUAGUGGGAAACCAGCUAGUCAGCUCUCAAAUCAUCAAUGCAGCUCAGAAGCGUCCCUCUCAAUAAUGUCCGCUCGGUGUGAUGGAAGAGAGUGCUGUACUGUUCCUGCAGGGAACUCUGUUUUCUCUGAUCCUUGUUUUGGGACUUAUAAAUAUCUGGACGUAUCUUAUGACUGUAACCCUGCAAAAAGAAGUGUAACGUGUGAAAAUAGUGAAAGCGUCAUUAACUGUGGUAAAGGGGUUAUUCAUGUUCAUCAUGCCAAUUAUGGACGGCGGGAUCUUGUCACCUGCCCUCAUGAAUUCGCAACCAGAGCCGACUGUUACUCUCCUCAGACCAGCAGCCUGCGUUCCAGGUGUGAUGGGAAGAAGUCUUGUCAACUAAGUGCUUCAAAUUCUGUCUUCUCUGAUCCAUGUGUUGGUGUUUUUAAGUAUCUGGAAGUGACAUACAGUUGUGAAACAUGUGAUUGACCAUA
Molecule: messenger RNA, 1399 nt
Organism: Pimephales promelas (fathead minnow)
Lineage: Eukaryota; Metazoa; Chordata; Actinopteri; Cypriniformes; Leuciscidae
Source: RefSeq, a predicted model, not a curated record